This is a messenger RNA of Pseudozyma flocculosa PF-1, 300 nucleotides long. RefSeq lists its product as uncharacterized. The transcript has 4 exons. Gene Ontology annotation, cellular component: Lsm1-7-Pat1 complex; U6 snRNP; U4/U6 x U5 tri-snRNP complex. Bases 1 to 300 code for a protein of 99 amino acids. Gene Ontology annotation, molecular function: RNA binding. The record is from RefSeq and is a predicted model, not a curated record. NCBI's taxonomy places the organism in Eukaryota, Fungi, Basidiomycota, Ustilaginomycetes, Ustilaginales, Ustilaginaceae. Gene Ontology annotation, biological process: mRNA splicing, via spliceosome.
AUGGCACCUCCUGGCGAACCGACGGCGGCAGGCGCAGCGGCCGCGGCGGCAUCCACCAUCCUGCCUCUGGAGCUCAUUGACCGCUGCAUCGGCUCCAGCAUCUGGGUCAUUAUGAAGACCGACCGCGAGUUCAGCGGGACGCUGCUCGGCUUCGACGACUACGUCAACAUGGUCCUCGAAGACGUGACGGAAUACGAGACCACAACAGAAGGCCGCAAGAAGACCAAGCUCGGCCAGACGCUGCUCAACGGCAACAACAUCUGCAUGCUGGUGCCUGGCUCCGAGGGCCCCGACGCCUGA